Molecule: messenger RNA, 2404 nt
Organism: Biomphalaria glabrata
Lineage: Eukaryota; Metazoa; Mollusca; Gastropoda; Planorbidae
Exons: 6
Coding region: 164-1699 (511 amino acids)
Source: RefSeq, a predicted model, not a curated record
UUAAAAUGGCUGCUGCCAUAAGCCUAGGCCGUUCCUGUUGGGAUAAAAAUUAAACUAUGAUUUCCUUUUUUUUUACAAAAAAAUAGAACUAAAUAAACAGUAACAUAGUAAAUGUAGCUUAAAAAUAGUUGACUUUGCAUGAUUUUCUAAUACUUUUUACUCGAUGGGUUCAGGCUCCAGCAAUCAAAUUGCUUCAAGCAGGCCUAAUCUAGUAAAUACGAAUGUUUCUGAUCAUCAGAUGUUUAGUCGGCCCAGUAGAUCAACUAACUUGAAAUCUACAUUAUUAACUCAAGUAGAUCUAAAUGAAAAUACUAACAGAUUAGCAUCUAAUAAUGAUGAAACGUUGAAAGUUGGUAAAAAAAAUGCUGCAAGCUCAUCAUCAGUUGAAAGUUUCUCAAGUCGGAUGACUCCCAUAACUUCACUUGUGAAAGACUCAAAUUCUAAUGCAUCAAUCACUAAGGAUGACGCCCUAGGAUUUGACAAAGAUCUCGAAGAAAAAAUUAAAAGGCUUGAGAAAGACUUAGCCAAGUCUGAAAGUGACAAGCUUGAUUUACAAGACCAAAUACAAAUGCUGGAGGAGAAGUGCAAGCUGUAUGAAAUUAAAUGGACACCCCCUGACGAUCAACCAGCUGAAUCUUUGCAAGAAACAUUGCAAUUAAAAAAUCAGUACAUCAUCAAACUAGAACAAGAUUUACACAAAGCUGCUGAAGAUUCCUCUAAAGUGCAAACAAAAAUGAAGAAACAAUUAAGGAUCCUUAGGAAGCAAAUACAAGAGCUGCGGCAUGAAGCAUUGAUUGGCAAAAUGGAAAGGAGAUUAGAGGUCAUGCAGAACAGUGAACUAGAUCACCCAAAAAUAACUGAAGGGGAAUCUUCACUUGCCAAUGCUGAAGAAGGAUCAACACUCAGUCAUUCUAAAGUCAUUGUUGAAUUGUCCAACCAAAUGACUGAACAAAGUGAAAUGAUUGCUAAGCUGGAAAGGCAAAUAGCUGAGAAAGAUUCCCAGAUACAAAAACUGAAUGAGAAGAUCAAUAAUUCUGCUAAAAAUUAUCAGAGAUCAGAGAAUCAAAUGAGCAGAAAAUCUUACAUAACUACAAGUGAUAGGAUAAAUGGGUUAACAGAUUCUUCUGCCAAGAAAGACUCUGGCACAAGCUGUAUGAAUAGCAGAAUAUCAUUUGAAACCUAUAACAGAGAUAGGUCUACUAAAAGUGAAACUAUUUCAAAUGGAAACAUUCCUGAUCAGAAUAGCGAACUGUACCAAACUGUGUCUAUACCAGCAGUAUAUAACACAAACGAUGCUGCGCAAAAAGUUUCAAAAACUAGAAAACUUAAGUUAUCAGAUGACAGACCGCCGACCUCAUUGUCAGGCUCAGAUUCUGACUGGGAUGCCAAUGAAUCUCCUUCAGAGAAAAGAAUUCAAAGUGCCAUGUCUGUCUCCAACACUACAAAAAUUGAUUUAUCAGCCAAGCCAGCUAGUGCAGGGUCUUCCUCUGAUUUUCAAGGAAAGUUUAGAAAAAAGACAAUUCUACAGAGGAGAGCUCAAGAAAGGGAGACAAAUCCUCAGUUAACAUACACUGCACUGGCCAGAGAGCCAUUGCCUGAUUCUCUCCCCUAUUUAAACCCAUCAAAAAAAACUAGCUUUUCAAAACAAAGCACAGCUAGCCUUGAUAAUGACAUGUUACUGUUGAAUUUAAAAAGUUAACCAUCUGCCAAUAAGAAAAUAAAAGAAAUUGAAUGUUACUCUUUUCUAAAUUUAGAUACCAACAUUUAUUAUUUAAACAAAGAGAUCUGGAAAUGAUGAGUUAAUUUUAGAAGAUUUUUUUUUUCGAAUGAAUGUAAUAAAUAAUCUUUGAUAAAUCACUCAGCAUUUUCUUUGAAGCAGUAUUGUAUUUAUUCACUGUGAUUGAUAUUUGUCAAAACAUUGUGUUCAGUAGAAUAUUUAUAAACAAGCAAAAUUAUUUGCAAAAGAAUAAUUUGGAUAAACAAUUUUAUUAUUUGAAAAUAUGUUUUUAUCAUCUUUGUAGGUUAUACAUUUAGUCAGAGAAGGAGAAAUGUGAUUUUUUCAUUUGUGGUGCAUGUUUUGUUUUAAACAAGAUACAUUUUAUUUUUCUGUGAUAGUCCUUUUCUUUUACAUUAUUAGCAUAAGUCUAAGACCUAAAUUGUCAGCAGUGUUUGAAAGUGUAUUUAUCAUACUAUAAGGAACAUUUAUAUGAUAAUAUAGUUACACCUUGUAUUUCUAUAUAAAUUUAAUGAAAUCUGAAACUAGUUUCUAUGUUAUUUUUGUUCUGUUUUAAAGGUUUCAUUAUAAUAUGCUAAUGUAGACAGUAUAAAGGUAAUGUUAUUUGUUUAACACUAGCACUUAUUGGAACAGCUAUCAAAAAUGUAGCAAAGCUGUAUGCCAAAGAAU